Messenger RNA from Orbicella faveolata, 1286 nucleotides. RefSeq names its product trafficking protein particle complex subunit 10-like. Gene Ontology annotation, cellular component: TRAPPII protein complex. NCBI's taxonomy places the organism in Eukaryota, Metazoa, Cnidaria, Anthozoa, Scleractinia, Merulinidae. The record is from RefSeq and is a predicted model, not a curated record. Gene Ontology annotation, biological process: intra-Golgi vesicle-mediated transport; early endosome to Golgi transport.
AGUUACAGAACACGACUCAGCCGACACUCUAAACAUUAAGCUUGAAAGUUAACCUUGUGUUUGUUGGAUUUGUAGCCGUUUUGUUCAGGUCAUUGUAAGUGGAAUCAACCCAGUAGACCUGAUAAUUUCGUCGCCGGAGUUGAUCAUCACAAACUGCUCUUCAGUGAAGCUGAUAUCAAUGCACAGUACUGCAGAAUACGUGAUCAUAAAUCACCAAGAUGUGUCCUUCCUUUGGAAAAUCGAGAGUGAAGAAGGUUCACCCUCGCAGUUGGAUUGCGAGUUUCGGACUUCGUUUUCACCCAAACAUGUUACGCCGCAGGAUGAUUCACUUCACUCAUCUAAGAAGAGUAAUUACCUGUACGACUUUAGUGUGGUCAAUACUCAGACAUUAUACACCAUAAGUUCAAGAGUAGAGCCCUCGGGUGAAUCGAGGGAACUGUACGCGGGCUCAGCUUGUAAGUGGCAUAUUACCUUCACAAGUUUAUCAGAAAAAGGAACUCCUGACACUUCACAACUGUUAUACGACGUCGACUCUGAUACAAACACGUGGGCUGUCAGUGGACGGAAAAGCGGUGUCGUGAAGAUACCACAGGGUGUCAUGGCAACAAGUGACGUUGUACUUGAUGUGAUUCCGCAAACUGGCGGGAAACUAGCAAUGCCGGGAAUAAAACUGAUGAAGUACGUCGAAAAGGACGAGAAAUCACCAGAACCGCACACCAAGGAGGACGAGGGCGCAGAAGUGAACGCGUCCGAGUCGCGGUCAAGUCACCAGUCCCCUCUGGUUUUACCGUUUGCUUGCGGUCAGGUUUAUAACAAGACUAUGGCAGUCCGUGUGUGCGUUUUGCCGAGCGCUAACCCUGAUCUUGCCUGGAUAUGAGAUUAAAUUAUUCCUCUGAAGAAAUUUAUUGACAUUCGAGAAGGUUCAACGGGGACACAGACAUUGAAAAACAAAACACGGAAAGUUAAGUAGUGCGGUUACACAGUUUACGAGUCAUUGUGAACUUGUUGUUCUUGCGGAAAUCACGACAUUUGAAGAGUUAUCGUACUUAACGAAACUUCACCAGAUUAAAUUAUUUUUAAAAAACCCGAAAUCAAGCCCUGGUAUGAAGUUUUGGUUGGCGCGCCGUCUGUGGGACCAAGAGUAGUGGAAUGCGUGCGUUUAAUCGCACUAUUGGCAGGUGUUCCCAGAGCUUAAUAUUUCAUACUGAACUUCAAUACAAAUCGAUAUGAAAUAUAAAUAACCAAAUAAAAUAUUCUGAUCAGAUAAUAAAGCUUGAAAUGUCUCA